Messenger RNA from Purpureocillium takamizusanense, 2013 nucleotides. RefSeq names its product Homoserine O-acetyltransferase. Gene Ontology annotation, biological process: L-homoserine metabolic process. Lineage: Eukaryota; Fungi; Ascomycota; Sordariomycetes; Hypocreales; Ophiocordycipitaceae. Bases 116 to 1861 code for a protein of 581 amino acids. Gene Ontology annotation, molecular function: homoserine O-acetyltransferase activity. The transcript is spliced from 2 exons. The record is from RefSeq and is a predicted model, not a curated record.
CGGAGGGUACACACGUUGCCAUCAACUUUUGGACGUUGUAGUUGUAGGCAGCUAUUUCAGGGUCGGCGUUGCAUGUAGACACCUUGGUAUCUCUCCGGUUUCUCAUUGUGUCUUUAUGCAAGCGUCGUCUCCCUCUAUCUCACAUCCAUUACCAAACUGCCUCCACCUCCGUUGUCGGGCUCAGCAACGACUGAGUGAGGCCCCGUCACAGCUGCACCAAGAAUGGCCCAGGAAGCAGCCACGCGCGCCAACGGCAAUGGCCGGGUACGAUACGGUCAGUAGCGCACCUGUUCUUGAUCUUUCCAGCGACCGCGUUGCCGGUCUUUCGCCGGCGACUCACCGAUGGCAAAGGGCAUCUGUGAGAACGAGAAUGGUGGCUGAAUACCUGCAAGAAAGAACGCAUUCCCAGCCGGAGAACCCAUUCGCGGCUCUCAUCCCCGACCAGCAAAUAGCCAUCAUACCCGAGUUUACUCUUGAGUCGGGCAUUACGCUUUACAAUGUCCCCGUGGCAUACACGACGCGGGGCAAACUGACCGCCAACGCCGACAAUGCCAUGGCCAUCUGUCAUGCGCUCACCGGCAGCGCCGACGUGAGCGACUGGUGGGGGCCGCUGCUUGGAGGCCCCGGACGCGUCUUCGACACGUCUAGGUUCUUCAUCGUGUGCAUGAACAGCUUGGGCAGUCCGUAUGGUACGGCGAGCCCCGUCACGGCCAAGGACGGCGACCGUGCCAAGGGACGCUAUGGGCCAGAGUUUCCCUUGACCACCAUCCGGGACGAUGUUAACUUGCACAAAUUGCUCCUGGACGAUCUCGGCGUCAAGCAGGUCGCGGCCGUCAUCGGCGGCUCCCUGGGCGGCAUGUUUGUGCUGGAGUGGGCGUACUUUGGCAAGGAUUACAUCCGGUGCAUCGUGCCCAUAGCCACGUCAAGCCGUCACAGCGCCUGGGGCAUCAGCUGGGGCGAAGCGCAAAGGCAGAGCAUCUACGCGGACCCCAAGUACGACGACGGGUACUACCCCUUUGACGACCCGCCGUCGACGGGCCUAGGCGCUGCGCGCAUGUCGGCACUCUUGACGUAUCGCAGCCGCAACUCGUUCGAGGCUCGCUUCGGACGCAACAUCCCCGACCCUUCCAAGGUGCAGACCAUCCGCGAGCGGCCGCGGCCCAGCACGCCGUCCGAGGCGCACUUUCACAUCCACAACGACGGCCACAACGUCAAGCGAACGGCACUUUCGCGUACCAGCAGCGGGGCCAGCGGUCCCCCGGAGACCCCGGUGGCGCAGGGAUCUAGAGGUGCCGCGGCGACGGCGGCGGCGGCACAGAGUGCAACGCCUGCGGAGUCGCCUGAUCCUCAGUUCCACGGUCCACAAAAGGGCAGUCUCACGGGCGGCGAGAAGCUGCCGACGUCGACGUACUUUUCGGCGCAGUCCUACCUGCGAUACCAAGGGACCAAAUUUGUCAAGCGCUUUGACGGCAACUGCUACAUCGCCAUGACGCGAAAGCUGGACACACACGACGUGUCGCGGAACAGGGCGGCUACCAUCGCCGAGGCGCUGGCGCUGAUUGAGCAGCCGACGCUGGUGCUGGGCAUCGAGAGCGACGGCCUCUUUACCUUUGCCGAGCAGGAGGAAAUCGCGCAGCAUGUCAAGGACGCGCGGCUGGAGCGCAUCGACAGCCCUGAAGGCCAUGAUGCGUUCCUGUUGCAGUUUGAGCAGGUCAACAGCUACAUUCUGGCGUUCCUCAAAGAGGUUCUGCCAGACAUUAUGAGCCAGGAGGGCAGCGCGCCCGAGGAGACGGGCGUCGGGCAGCUGACCAAGUCGAGCACGUUCGGUGAGGCUGAGGUCGAGGACAUUACUGCGUGGUGAACACCUUUGGUCUAGAUAAAAACGAUGGGCUAAGAGCAAGCAAGAACAAAAUAGUAGUACAGACGCACCAGAACCCUGAGCUGUAUUACAUGCCAUCCUGAUUUGGCUACGUGAAACUACUUAGAACAGCACUGUUAAAGGCAAGGCGGCUA